GGGCAGGAAAGGGGCCCCGCAGCGGCCGAUUGGCAGCAGGUGGAAAGCCGCGCGGGCGCCCGGGCCUUGCCCUGCCCGCGGCUCGGAGCAGCUGGUGAGCCUGGCCGCAGGUGCGUCUCCCGGGUGCUGAUGGUGCGCCCCCCGUGCCUCGCAGGGGCGCGCUCGGCUGGACUCCCCAGAUGCUGAGGUGGCUGCGGCCUUGGCCCCGGCGCGUGCUGAGCUGCACCUGGAGCCGCCUACGCCUUCCCCAGCGCGGCCUGUUCACCAUGAAGCUGCAGUCCUCGGAGUUCCAGGCGCUGUUCACGGACGGGCUGAAGAGCCUCACGGAGCUGUUCCACCGCGAGAACCACGAGCUGCGGAUCGCAGGAGGGGCCGUGCGGGACUUGCUGGCGGGGGUCAAGCCGCAGGACGUGGACUUUGCCACCACUGCCACGCCAGAGCAGAUGAAGGAGAUGUUCCAGGCAGCCGGCGUGCGCAUGAUCCACAACAAGGGGGAACAGCACGGCACCGUGACGGCCAGGCUUCAUGAAGAAAAUUUUGAGAUCACCACCCUGCGUGUGGAUGUUGCCACCGACGGGCGGCACGCCGAGGUACAGUUCACCACUGACUGGCAGAAGGACGCCGAGCGCCGCGACCUCACCAUCAACUCCAUGUUCCUGGGUUUUGAUGGCACCUUGUUUGAUUAUUUUAAUGGUUAUGAAGAUUUAAAAAAUAAGAAAGUUAGAUUUGUGGGGCAGGCUGAACAGCGAAUACAAGAAGACUAUCUUCGAAUUCUAAGAUAUUUCAGGUUUUACGGGAGAGUCGUGGAGAAUCCUGGGGAGCAUGACCCCGGGACUUUGGAAGCAAUUGCAGAAAAUGCACAAGGCUUGGCUGGAAUUUCAGGAGAAAGGAUUUGGGUGGAGCUGAAGAAAAUUCUUACUGGUAACCACGUCAAUCACUUGAUGCACCUGACCUACAGGCUUGGUGUGGCCCCUUACAUAGGCUUACCCGCUAAUGCCAAUUUAGAAGAGUUUGACAGAGUCUCUGAGAACGUGGCAGGCCUUGCCCCGAAGCCAGUGACUGUUUUGGCCUCAUUAUUCAGAGGACAGGAUGAUGUCACUAAGUUGGAUUUGAGAUUGAAGAUCUCGAAAGAAGAGAAGAACCUUGGGUUAUUUAUAGUCAAGAACAGGAGAGAGUUAGUGAAAGCAGCAGACACUUCGGAACCCCUGAGGCCUUACCAGGACUUCGUCAUAGAUUGCAGGGAGCCGGACGCCAAGGCCCGUGUGUGUGAGCUGCUCAAGUACCAGGGCGAGCCGCGGCUGCUGGAGGAGUUGCAGCGCUGGUCCAUCCCGCCCUUCCCCGUGAGCGGCCACGACCUCAGGAGAGCGGGCGUUGCAUCAGGGAAGGAGAUCGGGGCUCUUCUACAGCAGCUGCGGAACCAGUGGAAAAAAAGUGGCUACCAGAUGGAGAAGGAUGAGCUUCUCAGCCACAUACAGAAACCAGGGAGCUGAGGGCAGCUCGC
This is a messenger RNA of Ochotona princeps (American pika), 1501 nucleotides long. It is a transcript of the gene TRNT1, whose product is annotated as tRNA nucleotidyl transferase 1. The record is from RefSeq and is a predicted model, not a curated record. Gene Ontology annotation, molecular function: nucleotidyltransferase activity; RNA binding. NCBI's taxonomy places the organism in Eukaryota, Metazoa, Chordata, Mammalia, Lagomorpha, Ochotonidae. Gene Ontology annotation, biological process: RNA processing. The coding region runs from base 180 to 1490 and encodes 436 amino acids. The transcript is spliced from 7 exons.